Messenger RNA from Lichtheimia ornata, 1929 nucleotides. RefSeq lists its product as uncharacterized. The transcript is spliced from 3 exons. The record is from RefSeq and is a predicted model, not a curated record. Bases 1 to 1929 code for a protein of 642 amino acids. Lineage: Eukaryota; Fungi; Mucoromycota; Mucoromycetes; Mucorales; Lichtheimiaceae. Gene Ontology annotation, molecular function: ATP binding; metal ion binding.
AUGAAAUUAUUGGUCUGUAAUCGAGGCGAGAUUGCUAUCCGAGCAUUGAAUGCUGCCCGUGAACUUGGUCUGGAGACCGUGGCUGUGUAUGCAGAUGAGCAAGACAAGAGCCACUGUGAUGUAGCGCAUGAAUCAAUCAAACUCAAGAGUCCUGCUUCGUUCCUGGAUCCUCAACAAAUCAUUGCAGCGGCUAAAAGUGUACAAGCUACAGCUAUUCAUCCCGGCUAUGGGUUCUUGUCAGAAAGCACAGAGCUUGCUGAGCAAUGUAAACAAGCCAACAUUCUAUUCGUGGGUCCUUCUCCUUCAUGUAUCGCAGCCGUUGGUGACAAGGUCUCUGCACGUCAAGUAGCUCAAGCAGCUGGUGUCCCUGUUAUUCCUGGUUCAGAGCAAUCAGUGACGCGUGUGGAGGAGGUGUUUACUUUUGCUGAACAACAUGGCUAUCCCAUCAUGCUCAAGGCACGCGAUGGAGGUGGUGGACGUGGCAUUCGCAUGGUGCAUUCGCGAGAGCAAGUGGACGAUGCACUCCAACGAUGUGUGAACGAGUCGCCGACGAAGCAAGUGUUUGUGGAGAAGGCGGUGACAGGAGCCAAGCAUAUUGAAGUGCAGAUCCUCGGCGACAAGCAUGGCAACCUGAUUCAUCUAUUGGAACGAGAUUGUUCAGCUCAACGUCGAUAUCAAAAGAUCAUUGAAGUAGCACCUUGUCCAUCAUUGAAUGUGGAACUUCGACAAGCCAUACAUGCAGCUGCCGUACGCCUUGGAAAGCACAUCCAUUAUGAUUCCACUGGCACCGUUGAGUUCCUUGUUCAACCACAGCAAAACAAGUUUUAUUUCCUCGAAGUCAACCCACGUAUCCAAGUCGAGCACACCAUCACUGAACAAAUCACUCAAGUCGAUCUUGUCCAAAGCCAAAUUCGCGUAGCCAUGGGAGAACGCCUUGAUACCGAUUUGCUCCUGACACAAGUAUCCAUCCCAUUGAUCCCACGCCAAGUCGCUAUUCAGGCACGCGUUGUUGCUGAGAACCCUGCAAAAGAUAACAUGUUGUCAGUGGGCAAGAUUACAGCUGUUCAAUUUCCUCAAGGUCAAGGCAUUCGUAUCGAUACUUGGAUCAAGCCUGGUUGUGUUGUUUUACCCACAUUUGAUUCUCUUCUUGCCAAGGUGAUUGUGACAGGACAAGGAUACCAUGAUGCUGCUCGAAAGUUGUUAUUGGCAUUGGAGCGUACGGAUAUUCAAGGAGUGGAUACCAACAUUGAUUUCAUGGCAGCAUUGAUUACGCAUCCCAUAUUUACCAACAAUUGCAUUCAGGACGUGCAUAUCAAGGCACUUGAGGAACAAUCACAUGCCGUGCUUCAGGCGAGUGACACAUUUACAAAGGCACGUUUAGCAAGACGACAAGCAAUUGCUCAUGAUCCAUCAGCUGAGCCAGCAUCUGCAGCGGCGACUUCAGCAGCGGGUGGAAUGACAUUUAAGCCUGGUGAUGCUUUCAAUAUCGAGUUUACGGAUGCUCAAGAUGAAGAUGCAGCAACAACACAAUCACACACUGUGCAAGUUGAAUCCAUUUCUACAAACAACUUCCCCGAUGAAUUCGUUGCCGAGAUACAGACCACACUUCAGCCUGAGAAACCUUUGGCUAUCACAAUUACUCGCAAAUCCGCUGUUGUUGGUUCAGCCAUGCGUCGUAAGGCUUCUUCACGUCAACCAUCCGAAAUAGCAACACCUAUCACUGGUAUGGUGGUGGAAAUCAAUGUCAAUGAAGGGGAUAUCGUGGAAGCAGGUCAACAAGUCUUUGUCAUGAGUGCUAUGAAAAUGGAAACAGUGGUUCGUGCUACAAUCCCUGGUCGCGUUCAAGCCAUUUAUGCCAAACCCAAUGACCUUGUCGAAGGCGGUGACCUUAUUGUGGAAACAUCAGAGGCCAAAGAAAGCAAACUUUAG